Emiliania huxleyi CCMP1516 is the source of this 708-nucleotide messenger RNA. RefSeq lists its product as hypothetical. Bases 1 to 708 code for a protein of 235 amino acids. Gene Ontology annotation, molecular function: zinc ion binding. Lineage: Eukaryota; Haptophyta; Isochrysidales; Noelaerhabdaceae. The transcript is spliced from 2 exons. The record is from RefSeq and is a predicted model, not a curated record. Gene Ontology annotation, cellular component: cytoplasm.
AUGGGCGACGAGGGCGUGCGGCCCGAGGCGGCCGGCUGGGUCCCGAGGCUGGGCGGCGGGCACCAGGAGGUGGAUCGGAUCCUGGACGAGCUCGAGCAGAUCUACGCGUCGCAGCCAAACGAGUGGCUGGUCGCCGACCCGAUCGCGUCGAUGGUGAUGCGUGAGGAGGGCUACGAGGACGAGGACGAGCUCGAGGACGCGCUCGGCGGCUCGUGGGAGGCGUUCCUCGGCGGGAUGCCCCACAUCGAGGUGCGGCGGAACGCGCGCGACGACCUCGAGUUUAAGGUGCUCAAGCCGGACCCGGACGCCCCGCCGCGGCGGCUCACCCUGCGGGUGGACUCGCGGGACGACCUGUGGCGGGUGCUGUUCAAGGCGCCCGAGGCGACCAUCCUCAUCCCGCACCUCGAGUUUGAGAUCGGCGCCGACCACAAGCGGCGCGUCGACACGCUGUACAACUACAUCGCGGCGGCCGAGUGGAACCUGUCGUCGCACAUCCGAGGCCGGAAGGACCUCGCCGCCGAGUACGUCGUCGCCAUCAGCGAGACCGUCGAGCAGCUGCUCGGCCUGCUCGACGUGGAGCAGCCCUUCGACUUGGUGCUCAACGACCCCGCGGGCGCGUCCAUCUUCAAGCCCGACCACGGCGAGGAGGAGGCGGAGGCGCUCGCGGCUGAGCUGGCCGCCCUCACGGCAGAGGAGGGCGGGUCAUGA